Drosophila willistoni is the source of this 1142-nucleotide messenger RNA. It is a transcript of the gene SCCRO, whose product is annotated as DCN1-like protein. Gene Ontology annotation, biological process: positive regulation of ubiquitin-protein transferase activity; protein neddylation. The transcript has 2 exons. The coding region runs from base 117 to 935 and encodes 272 amino acids. Gene Ontology annotation, molecular function: cullin family protein binding; ubiquitin-like protein binding; ubiquitin conjugating enzyme binding. Lineage: Eukaryota; Metazoa; Arthropoda; Insecta; Diptera; Drosophilidae. Gene Ontology annotation, cellular component: ubiquitin ligase complex. The record is from RefSeq and is a predicted model, not a curated record.
AUUGCUCGUCUCUAGACCACUGGCAAUGCAAACGUAGAGAAAAGGAAAACUGUCAGUAUAAAAUAAACAAAUAACAUUAAAAUAAUAUUGGGAGAACGAAAUAAAACAAUUGGACAAUGAACAAACUGAAGUCGAGUCAACACCGCGACAAGGUGAAAAAAUUUAUUUCCCUCACACAGACGGGCGAGCAGACCGCAAUAUUCUGCUUGACACAAAACGAAUGGAAAAUGGAUUUGGCCAGCGAUAAUUAUUUCCAAAAUCCCGAAUACUAUUACCGUGAGCUAGAUCGCAAACGUAUUGAGCAACUAUUCCUGCGCUAUCGCGAUCCAAAUGAUCUUCAAAAGAUUAACUCACAGGGUGUGAUACGAUUUCUAGAGGAUCUGGAACUGAGUCCGGACUCCAAAUUGGUGCUCAUUAUUGCGUGGAAAUUUCAUGCAGAAGUGCAGUGCGAGUUCUCCCGGGAUGAGUUCGUGAACGGCAUGUGUGAUCUUGGGAUUGAUAGCAUUGAAAAAUUGAAGUCCAAGCUACCUGUGUUGGAGCAGGAAUUGAAUGAUGCUGGCAAAUUCAAGGAUUUCUAUCACUUUACGUUUAACUAUGCUAAGGAUCCGGGACAGAAGGGCAUUGACUUGGAAAUGGCGAUUGCCUAUUGGUGCAUAGUGCUGCGAGGGCGUUUCAAAUUCCUGGACAUCUGGUGCAAAUUUUUGGAGGAGAAACAUAAGCGAGCUAUAUCCAGAGACACGUGGAAUCUGUUGCUUGACUUCGCUACCAUUAUUGAUGAUCGAAUGAGCAAUUAUGACUCGGAGGGCGCUUGGCCCGUACUUAUCGAUGAUUUUGUAGAAUGGUGUCAGGAAAAUAAUCAUCUCAAGGAUCAGUCGAAGAACAUAUCUAGCGCUUACCAGAACGCCUCGCAUAGUACAAACAUGAAUUAUGGCUAACGAAUUGUUGAUAUUUUUUUUUAUGUAAACACUAUCUAUUACGAUAUAUUCUCAUUAGUAAUAGAUUUUUGUUUUUGCUUUUAUUCUCCAAUUAUUCUAAAUAAUGAAGAUAACUAAGCAAAGGCCCAGAAAUUUUACAAUUUUCUCUAUAAAGUAAAAAAAAAAAAACAUAUAUAUACAUAUAUAAAUAAAAUUAGUAAAAGUAAA